CAAAUUAGCAAAAUAGGUAUACUGCUUGGUCUGCACCCGGGUUGGAAAAAGCUGCGAUCUGAAAAAACAAAAAAAAAACAGACACCCAUUCCGAACUGCUGUAUGCUCCUUACCGAAAUUGUGAACUGGUUUACUCGCUGAAAUUCGCGAGAGAGAGAGAGAGAGAGAGGUGAGAGGAUGAUCGGAGUGGGGAAGAUCAAGCAAUACACCAACAUCCUCGACAAACCCCUCAGCAAGGGCAAACAAGAGGUGAGUUUGAGUGCAUUUGCAUUCUUGUUUUCAGAGCUUGUUCAGUACAAUCAAACCCAAGUUGACAAUAUCACAGAAUUAGAAAGAAGGUUGGAGGAUGCAGGCUAUGCUGUUGGUGCUAGGGUGUUGGAACUUCUUUGCCAUCGGGAAAAGGUAUGUAACUCUUUGUUAGAUACUAUAACUUAUUUUCAGAACUUCAGCCUAGUGAUUGGUACAUAUUCUUGAACUACAAUUACUUGG
Camellia sinensis is the source of this 489-nucleotide messenger RNA. Lineage: Eukaryota; Viridiplantae; Streptophyta; Magnoliopsida; Ericales; Theaceae. The record is from RefSeq and is a predicted model, not a curated record.